AAUACAGAAAAUAUGAAUCAUGCAAUAUCUGUUUGGAAUUAUACAAAGAAAUAUAGUGCACUGGUGAUAAAGUAUGCCUUUGUCGCAUAUUUUAUAAUUCACGAAUUUAUGAUGAGCGUUAGAUACGAGGAAGCAUUCUCAUUCUGUCAGGGAUUUUUGAAUUUGUUAAAUACCCUAUCACACGAUAACAACAUUGUUCGACAUCAUUUGUCGAUGAUAAAAAAUACUAUGGGAUUAAUACAUAUGGAGCAAGGAAACUAUAAUAUAGCUGGUGAAAUUUUUCAAAAAGUUUUGAAUGAAAUUAUUGCUGGGCCAUACUAUUUGGAAUCUAUAGCUGUAGCCGAUAAUGUCGGUUAUGCAUUUUGUCACCAAGGCAAAUAUGAAGAAAGUUUAAAAUACUAUCAUAUAGCAUUAGAUACUUUGUUAGCUAACGAUGGAUAUUUUAAUAAAAAUAUAGAGAUACUAAAUAUUCAAUCUGACAUAGCUAUAGUAUUUUGCAAACAAGGUAAAUAUGAUAUAGCUUUACAAAUGCUUAGAGAGAUAUAUACAACACAAAAACAAAUAUUGGGAGAAAAUCAUUUUCACACAUUGCAUACACAAAAUAUAGUUGCCAGUAUAUUCGUGGAACAAGGAAAAUAUAGUGAAGCCUUAAGAAUGUUGCAAGAAGCAUAUGACAUUAUAUCUAAAACUUUAAACCAGUGUCAUCCUUUUAUUUUAACAUUGAAAAGUAAUAUAGGCGCAGUACUUUUUAAGCAAGGCAAAUCAGUUGAAGCUAUUAAUGUGAUUGAAGAAGUACUAAAUCUGCAGAAACAAGUUCUUAGCUCAGAUCAUCCUGAGAUUUUAGCAACUCGUAAUGCCAUUGCGCAAACACUAGUAGAACAAGGCAAAUGCGAUGAG
This is a messenger RNA of Eufriesea mexicana, 897 nucleotides long. Its product is annotated as kinesin light chain-like. The record is from RefSeq and is a predicted model, not a curated record. The annotation marks the transcript as partial. Lineage: Eukaryota; Metazoa; Arthropoda; Insecta; Hymenoptera; Apidae. The transcript has a single exon. Gene Ontology annotation, molecular function: protein binding.